AUGCAAAAGGCAAUGAAAAGCGCAGAAUAUAUAAAAGCUAAUAAUGACUGGUUAGAUGCCCAAGCCAACGCUAAAGCAGCCCAGCUUAUAGGGUCAAUAAGGACAAAAAUACAAGCGGAUGAAGACAGUUCAAAUGAAGCUUUAACGAAUGCUGACUUUAAGAACGCCUUCGAAGCUCUUCAUAGUAAGGUGAAACAAGUGAACGACUUCUCAUCUGGAAAGAAACUGAAGUCUGAAGGUUUCGACAACGAGUUAAGAGAAGUAGCACAAAAUAUGACGAAAAUAACAGAUGCAGCAACGAGACAGGCAGUUCAAAGUGCCUAUGACGCCGUUAGAGCAACUGUUGUGAAAAGUCAAGAAAAAGAGUUACAACAGACCAAAACAGACCUAGUAAAUGCUUUCUUAAAAACGAAAAGUCAGGUAGGACAUUACGCUGCAGAUGGAACAUAUGUGCCAGCUGGUGGAACUUAUAUACCACCAAACCCUCCAAGAGAAGCACCUGCACCAGGACUACCUAGAACAUUUACAUCGUCACAUGGACACAGACACAGGCAUGCACAACAACCAGCACAACAACCACCUCCACAACCAGCACAACAACCAACACAACAACCAGCACAACAACCAACAGUUCAAAAUCCAGCACAACAACAACCACAAACAGAGCAAGGACAUAAAAGAAGUAGAGAACAAGGAAACCAAGAAUUCUUAAAAAUGCUUAAAGAAGAGUGUGGUUUCCCAGAUAGUAUUGACUUUAGUGACAGAUAUAAAGAAGCUAUUGGAAAGUUCAAGGAUGGAAAUACUGACCCGAACCUAUUUAGCUUUAUGGCUCAGCACCAAAACGGAUAUAAUCUCAAACCUGGAAAAUACAAGCUCGCUAAGGGAUAUGAUUUAAUAGCAUAUCAUCCAAAUGACAUGGAUGAAUUUACUCCGAGAUAUUUGAUGUCAGAGCUAAAUGACAAUUCAACUUUCGUCAUGAAACGCGUAAAAAAUAGAGACGGAACGAAAGAACAAAAGCUUAUGAAUGCGGAUGACGUAGAUAGGGAAAUUGUUGAAAACG
Molecule: messenger RNA, 1060 nt
Organism: Trichomonas vaginalis G3
Lineage: Eukaryota; Parabasalia; Trichomonadida; Trichomonadidae
Product: protein of unknown function, DUF4106 family
Exons: 1
Source: RefSeq, a predicted model, not a curated record